Corythoichthys intestinalis (scribbled pipefish) is the source of this 386-nucleotide messenger RNA. RefSeq names its product FAS-associated death domain protein-like. The transcript has 2 exons. Gene Ontology annotation, molecular function: protein binding. NCBI's taxonomy places the organism in Eukaryota, Metazoa, Chordata, Actinopteri, Syngnathiformes, Syngnathidae. Gene Ontology annotation, biological process: signal transduction. The coding region runs from base 21 to 305 and encodes 94 amino acids. The record is from RefSeq and is a predicted model, not a curated record.
UUUUAUACCAUCCCCCAACAAUGAUGGCAGCCAAGCUGGACAUUGCCGCAAAUGUGAUUGCUGAAAACUUGGGUCGUAACUGGCGUAGAUUAGGACGACAGCUGGGUCUGACCGAAACUAAACUGGAUUCCGUCUCAACGAGACAUCCGAACGAUUUGGACGAGACUGCCAGAGAGCUGCUGAAGGAAUGGCGCAAGAAUCGUGGAUCCGAAGUCUGCGUUAAAGACUUAGUUAGGGCUCUCAGGGCAUGCCACCAAAAUCUCACAGCUGAUAAAGUGGAGGAUGCCUGGAUGAUACCUCAAUAGAGAACCAAUGACAUAUUAAUAUUUAACCCAUGUAUAUAAUGCAGCAGAUUUGUGGUCAUUUAGAAUAUGUAUUAAGAUAUA